GGAACCAGAGGAAGAAAUGUCCAAACCAGCAAGACCAUACCACUGCUCCCAGUGUGCAAAGAGUUUUACCCAGUUAGGGAACAUGAAAAGACACGAGAGGACACACACAGGUGAUAAACCUUACCAUUGCUCCCAGUGUGGAAAGAGUUUUACCGAGAUAGGGUCCCUGAAAAAGCACAAGAGAAUACAUCCAGGAGAAAAGCCAUACCACUGCUCCCAGUGUGGAAAGAGUUUUAACCAGUCAAGGGACCUGAAAGAUCAUAAGAGAAUACAUACAGGAGAAAAGCGCCACAACUGUUCCCAGUGUGGAAAGAGUUUUACUCAGUUAGGGAGUCUGAAAAGUCAUAAGCGAAUACACUCUGGAGAGAAGCCUUAUCACUGCUCCAAAUGUGGAAUUGCUUUUUCAAUGUUAAACACCUUGAAAUUGCAUGAGAGAAUACACACAGGUGAGAAUCCUUACCACUGUUCCUUCUGUGGAAAGAGUUUUAGAGGAUCGCAACAGCUGAAAAGACACGAGAGAAUACACACAGGAGAAAAGCCUUACCACUGUUCCCAGUGUGGAAUGAGUUUUAGGCAGUUAAGGGACCUCAAAGAUCAUAUGCAAAUGCACUCUGGAGAGAAGUCUAACACAUGUUCUCAUUGUGGAAAGAGUUUUCUGAGGUUAAGAACUCUGAAAUUCCAUGAGCAUAUACACACACACAAAAAGGAAAAGUACCAAUGUUCCUCGUGUGGAAAGUGGUUUAUCCAGUUAGAAGACCUGAUUAUGCAUGACAGGAAACACACAGGAGGGGAUAAGACCUACCACUGCUCCCAGUGUGGAAAGAGAUUUAACUGGUUAAGGCAGCUGAAUAAGCAUGAAAGAAUACAUACACAGGAGGAGAAGACAUACCACUGCUCUCAGUGUGGAAAGACAUUUUCCCAGUCAGAGAACCUGAAAUCACAUGAGAGAAUAGAGAGGCUGUGUUCUGACUUGUGUUUCUGACUGAUCAUUUGUGUUUUUGUUUCAUGCCACGUGAAAUCAAAUUGUAUGAAACCAGAAAAAAGGUUUUUUACUUUUGUUGUUUUUUCAUUUAGAGACAUGAUCGUGUCUAAUAUCAGAUUAAAUAUUUAAAAUUGUCUAUUUGGUUUUGAUGAGCUUUGAUUGAUUUGAUAAGUAUAAACCCUCUGUUGUUCAUCAUAUGAUUUUCUAUUUGUUAAGGGAUUUUUUUUAAUCAAUAAUGACUAAUUAUGUAUACAUUUCAAUCAGGACUGACUAAUCAGAAUACUAAUUAUGUUACUGUAUAUGUAUGAAUUUUCUUUUAAUCCUAGUACUGAAUAUAAUGUGUGUAAAUAUAAUCAAGAAUUAGAACAAUGACUGGUAGAAAUGAAUGAACUUAUCGUCAGACUGGCUAGAAUGCUGAUCUACACAAGGAGACCAUGUCUCGGUCAUAAAUGAUCUAAAUUGGUGGGAGACGAUGUGGGAAGGCUUGAGAACUAUACAGCCUUUGUACCGGUGUGGAGAAGAGACGGUACGAAGACUAAUGACGUCAUUUUCAGUUUAGAACCCGUUGUAUAAUGUUUCAUGUUCAGUUCUGGAGAAUAAACGCUGCUGAUUGAUUUCCA
Messenger RNA from Oncorhynchus keta (chum salmon), 1602 nucleotides. Its product is annotated as zinc finger protein 239-like. The transcript has a single exon. The coding region runs from base 17 to 982 and encodes 321 amino acids. The record is from RefSeq and is a predicted model, not a curated record. Lineage: Eukaryota; Metazoa; Chordata; Actinopteri; Salmoniformes; Salmonidae.